AUGCGCGUCAUCGAAGCGCCCGCGGUGCCGCCUGGCACCAUGACCGCGCCGCCUGCGCCGCUGCCCGGACCCAUGCCGGGGGUGGCACGCUUCGAAACCAACAGGGAGGUGAGUCGACCGAGCAUUGUCCCAACGCCAUGGACCGUUUCGGAGCCCAUCACGCCGGGCGCCACCCUGGCGGCCCCCGCCACGCGGACGGCGCCGAUGCCCGUGCCCGCGGCGCAGGCGGCCACGGCGCCGGUGCCAAUGCUGGCGCCGAUGCAAUCGAUGCAAUAUCCCUUCAUGGCGUAUCCGCCCACGUGGCAUGAUACAAAGGAGUUGGCGGUGGAGCUGCGAACAAAGCACGGCGGCCGCAGCUUUCGCCUGGAGAUGCUGGCGGCAGCAGGAUCUCCCGCUGAGCCAGUGACGGUGAGCUUUGAGGAGCUUGACAGAGGUACCUUCUCCUCCCAGGAGGAGAAGAUCCGGCUGCAGAUCUGGAAGGAACAGAUGGAAGAACUUUCCAAGGAUGCGUCCAUCCAUCAUCGAGGCUGCGUUGAGGCCCUUUGCGACCUCCUUGUGGCCGCCAGCGAGGACCUCGCAGAGCUCGCAGCUGCUGAAUGCGAAGGCUGUUGGGCGAUGCCAUCUUUGGGUUCUGAAGGCAUUGACCUCUGCCAAGAUUCAGACAGCGGAGCUCCGACCCCUGUGCGUUACCUUCACCUUGUGCCGCUCACGCACAUCCAUGGCUUUAGCUAUCCUUUGGAUGACUUUCGGGAGCGAGCGCAGGCGCUGGGACGCAUGCCCAGCUGCAAGAUGUGGUUGGACCAUCCCAGCUGCUCGGGGCACCAGUUGGAGUUGCGGGCGGAGACUGAGCUGCUACACGCCCGCGUCCUGUCAAAGCCAAUGCUGCUGGGCGGUGCCUGGCUGGAACCUGGGGAGCAAAGAACUCUUCGCAGCGGCGACAUCUUGGCCAUUCGGGUGAGUGAGCUUACGGCGAACGUGCCGUUGAUGGUAUGGCGACUUCAAGUCACUGAUUCAUCCUCAGCUCCGACAUUCGGUGGUGGUGCGAGGCUCAUUCCCCUGCAUAGGCCCGAGGACUUUCAGCUUGCUGAACGGGUGUGCCUCGGCCCACCGCCGAGCUUCAAGCUUUGGGCACCGCAGUUGGCGCAGACGGAAGGAGCUUGUGCAGUCAUCGAGCGGCAGGCUGGAGAACACAUACUUCGCCGGCCGCCUUGCGGGGAGCUGCCGAUCUGGGCGAACUAUCAGAAGCUGCUGCCAGGUUCGCAGGCGAAGUUGGCCCAUGGCACUCUGAUUUGCAUAUCGUCUGCCUCGACGAUGUGCGGGAACUUCCGGAGGUGCACUUUUCUUGUCUUCCAGGACACCUCUGGGUCCUUGCCGCGGCUGAUCGCCUCGCCCUGCCGGACGGCCGUGGCCUCGCCCAAUGCGGUGACGAUGACGGUGCGUGAGACACUGGUUGCUUCUGGGCCAUCGCAGCCUUGGGGGCUGACAAGGCAAGUGCCGAUGGAGCAGAUGGAACGAGACGAAAAGACUGGCCCCGAGGAGGCUGUGUGCCUACCUGGGUCCAAUCUUUGGGGCGAUGCUCUGUGCGAGGUCUCAAAAGGCGUUGAACGUUGUAGCCAAGAGCUUGUAGCCGAUGGCGAAACUACGGAAACCACAGGGGUGGCAUCGCAAGAUGUUCUUGGCGACUUGGCUGGGGGAUCGCUGGAGAGCGCAAGGGACUGGGAGGCCCCUGACAGCCUGCACUCAAUGGGUCGGAUGGACCAUUGGGAACAAAGAGCCCUGGAAGCUGCGCAGUCACAGGACACAUCCUCAGUGAAGCGCAGCUGCCCUUCUGUCGAUGGCGAGGCUGCGGAGUGCACCAAACGGAGGUAUGCUUGAAUCAGCGCCAGAGGCCGUCAUCAUGAGACCAUGACGCCAAUUUAGAUCAUUUUAGUUUUUCUGGAAUGGCGAAUGAAGCUUCCAGAAAUCAGGGGUAAGUGAAACUGGAUGGAUGCAGAAAUCAGGGGCCACUAUUGGUGCGACAUUGCCGGAGUGUACGACGUUUGUCACGUUGAUGCUUUGGAUUGCGG
Cladocopium goreaui is the source of this 2066-nucleotide messenger RNA. The record is from the annotation of a GenBank genome assembly. NCBI's taxonomy places the organism in Eukaryota, Dinophyceae, Suessiales, Symbiodiniaceae.